AUGCUUGCUUAUAACUUACAACUUACAACUUACAACUUACAACUUACAACUUACAACUUACAAGAAGGCUCCUUCCUUAGCCAGAAGGGAGGCUCCUCCGAUAAGAGGAAAACAGAGGAGCAGAAGCCAAAAGAGCAAAGACCGAAAGCCAGUGAGAACAAACCUGUUAUGACAGAGUGACAGAAGCUUGGUUAUAAGAAUGAAUUAGGGACAUAGGUUGUUGUAUUGGUCCUAUGCGUAUUUGUUAUGUGUCGCCAGUCACUGGUAAUUGUAAUAGUGAUUAGGGUUGAUAAUCAAGACCUUGUGAGUUGUGAUGGAGACAAUUUAAUGAACUGAGAAGUUAGUUUUGUUUGAAA
Messenger RNA from Arachis duranensis, 356 nucleotides. Its product is annotated as wound-induced basic protein. The transcript is spliced from 3 exons. NCBI's taxonomy places the organism in Eukaryota, Viridiplantae, Streptophyta, Magnoliopsida, Fabales, Fabaceae. The record is from RefSeq and is a predicted model, not a curated record. Bases 1 to 180 code for a protein of 59 amino acids.